Bactrocera tryoni is the source of this 387-nucleotide messenger RNA. RefSeq lists its product as uncharacterized. The record is from RefSeq and is a predicted model, not a curated record. Bases 1 to 387 code for a protein of 128 amino acids. NCBI's taxonomy places the organism in Eukaryota, Metazoa, Arthropoda, Insecta, Diptera, Tephritidae. The transcript has a single exon.
AUGAUUGGUUACGAGAACGUGCAAUCCAUUGAUACUGCUAUGCAUGAUGAAGACGCAGUCAAUUAUCCGGUUGAAUUUUUAAAUUCUUUGGAACCACCAGGCAUGCCACCGCAUACGUAUAAAUCCAUUGAUACUGCUAUGCAUGAUGAAGACGCAGUCAAUUAUCCGGUUGAAUUUUUAAAUUCUUUGGAACCACCAGGCAUGCCACCGCAUAAUUUGAAUUUGAAAGUUGGUUCAUCGAUUAUACUUCUUCGAAAUCUUAAUGCACCGAAACUUUGUAAUGGGACGAGACUUUCAGUGAAGAAAUUGAUGCCAAAUUUAAUUCAAGCAACAAUUCUCACUGGCAAAGCAAAAGGUGAAAUUGUUCUAAUACGCGCAUCCCAUUAA